AUGCGCGAUGUGCACAUCCUGUCCUACAAUGAGGACAUGAAGAAUGCUGCGUAUGUAAAAACAUGGGUGGGUGAGCUUGUACCGCAAGAUCCCUCCAAGAAUGGAUGGUACGAGAGCGGUGGGAAGCCACGAGGAGGAGGAUGGGGAAACGUCACUAAUAUUCGCUUCGAAAACUUUCAUGUUGAGGGAUCCUCGGCUGGUGCCAGCAUCAACCAAAAUAGUGGCGAUAAUGGCUCUUAUGCAGGCACAUCCAAGAUGUUGGUUUCUGACGUGACUUUUGUGAACUUCACUGGCUAUAUCAGUAACUCAAAGAGCGGUUCAGUUUCCUGCUCAAAACGCUACCCAUGCUAUAACAUCGCCUUCGAGGACUUUUCCCUCGCGCAUGGCUCGAAUGGGACCGCGACCAAUGCGACUGGUAGCUGCUCCUACAUUAAACCCGGUGGCGUUAUAGGACUAAAUGGAUGUGGUAAUUAG
Messenger RNA from Aspergillus oryzae RIB40, 474 nucleotides. RefSeq lists its product as uncharacterized. The coding region runs from base 1 to 474 and encodes 157 amino acids. Gene Ontology annotation, molecular function: polygalacturonase activity. The transcript has 3 exons. NCBI's taxonomy places the organism in Eukaryota, Fungi, Ascomycota, Eurotiomycetes, Eurotiales, Aspergillaceae. The record is from RefSeq and is a predicted model, not a curated record. Gene Ontology annotation, biological process: carbohydrate metabolic process.